Oryza sativa Japonica Group (Japanese rice) is the source of this 1040-nucleotide messenger RNA. RefSeq names its product histone H2A.Z-specific chaperone CHZ1. The record is from RefSeq and is a predicted model, not a curated record. Lineage: Eukaryota; Viridiplantae; Streptophyta; Magnoliopsida; Poales; Poaceae.
CCUUCGCAAAUCAACACAACACAACACAACACCCACCAUCUCGGCGUCUCCCCCUCUUCCUCUUCCUCUCCUCCUUCCUCGCGUCGCUCGCGCUGUCUCCUUGAACCCUAGCUCUCCCCUCCGCGAUGGCGGCCACCGACGAGGCACCCGCCACCGACCCCGCGCCCGCGCCCUCGCCCUCGCCGGCAAAGCGCAAGCCCGACGCCGAGGCCACCGACCUCGCCCCGCUCGACCCGCCACCCAAGUCCGCCCGCCCCGACGCCGACGAGGCCGCCGCCGAGGAGGCCGCCAGGGCGCGGGCUGCGGACAAGGGGAAGGGGAAGAUGGUGGUCGAGGACGAGGACGAGGAGGAGGAGGAGGGCGGCGGCAGCGACGAGGACAGCAGCGACGACGACGACGACGACGACGACGACGACGACGACGAGGAAGGUGGGGGAGGCGGCGGCGGCGGUGGCGGGGACGACAGCGACGACGGGUUCUGCGACGACCCGCUGGCCGAGGUCGACCUCAACAACAUCCUCCCCUCGCGGACCCGCCGCCGCGCGCCACCGCAGCCCGGGGCCUACUUGGUGCCGCCGGAGGAGGCCGCGGAGGACGACGACGACGAGGACGCCGACGUCGACGUCGACAUGGCUCGCGGCCACCAGGCCGGGGACGGGGGAGGACAGCGAUUAGGCUUCUCUCGGCUCAACAGUCUCGCUAGGGAAGAAAUGGUGGUUGCCGGUGCUAGGAUAUUACUACCUGUAGGGAGACGGUCUUGGAUAACCUGAUUGCCGAACGUUCUGUAGUCGUUAGAGCUCUGUCACCAUGGUUUUUCAGCAUCGUUAACAGGUUAUUUGGACUCCUAAAAGGAGGCGCGACUAGUACUUUUUCGUGAUUUCAAAGAGUUGUCGACGAGUAUGCUGUGAUCAUGGUUGAACAGCUAACAUCUCUUUUGUAUACAUUGCACUUCCAGUUCCUGGUGACUGUUAACUUUCUCCUUAGUUGAUUUAACCCUGCAUUGACAUGAUGCAGUUCUCCAAUGAUCUUGUGUCCUUUAA